GUAGUCCUCAUCAUCAUCCACCCCCACCCCCAAAGAUUGUUCCUCUUGCAGCAGCUACAAAACCAGCAAGAAGCAGCAGUGCUGUUAGUGUUGAUGGUGUCCCAAAAUUUGCCAAUGCCAAUGCCAAAAUCCUUUCUUUCCCAAUGCCAAUGCCAUAUUUCCAGCAGCCCUUUAAUCUUGCCCAGCAGCAUUCUAAGGGGUUUUGCUAUGAUUUGAAUUUCAAUUUGCAGCCGGAGUGGUACCCUUCUCCUUCCAUGAUCUUGCCGCCAUAUGGAUAUGGGGGAGCUGCAGCAGCUACUUCUGCUGCUUAUACUACUACUGCAGAAUAUCACCAUAAUUUUCAUCCUUCAAGUAGAUACUGCAGUAACUAUAAUUUUUUGAAGCAACAAGUGAUCAAGACGGGAUUCGUGGUAGCAGAAGAAGAGAAAUGGAUAAAACACUACAGCAAUCGCCACAAGAUGCUGCUUGUGGGUGAAGGAGACUUCUCCUUCUCUGCCAGUUUAGCUGUCGCCUUUGCCUCUGCUUCUAACAUGACUGCAACUUCUCUUGAUUCUGAGGACUUCUUGACUUUCCAUUACUGCAAAGCUUUUCUCCACCUUAAAGAGCUGAAAAAAAGAGGGUGUAAGGUGAUUCACGGUGUUGAUGCUACCUCCAUGGCAUACCAUCCCAGCUUGAUGGGCUCCAUGUUUGAUAGGAUUAUCUUCAACUUUCCAUAUGCUGGAUUUUACAAUGAUUCAUCCCGCGAAUCUAAGAUUGGUUGUCAUCAAUCCAUGAUAUGGAUGUUCCUGGAGAAUGCCAAGCAGAUGAUCGGUGAAAAUGGCGAAAUCCACAUCACCCACAAGACCAAUGGAUUCCACCAGCAAUGGAAUAUAGUUUCUCUUGCGACUCAGCAGGGGCUUGAGCUUGUAGGCAGUGUUAAGUUUAACGUUAGUGAUUAUCCAGGUUAUAGUAACAAGUAUGGGUUUGGGGGUGACAAUACUUUCGACUGCUCUCCUAGUAAAACUUACAUGUUCCGACAUCCUCGUACUACAUCCAUGUACUUGUGGCCUUCUUUGGGUUUUUAGGUUGCUCAUCAUAAUCUCAUGUUCUUGCAGCCAUCUUGUAAACUGUACUGUGUUUUUCUUGGUUGUCUGUGUUCAGGAAACUAUUAUUGUGCUA
Ipomoea nil (Japanese morning glory) is the source of this 1158-nucleotide messenger RNA. RefSeq lists its product as uncharacterized. Gene Ontology annotation, biological process: rRNA base methylation. Gene Ontology annotation, molecular function: rRNA (uridine-N3-)-methyltransferase activity. The record is from RefSeq and is a predicted model, not a curated record. Gene Ontology annotation, cellular component: cytoplasm. Bases 144 to 1064 code for a protein of 306 amino acids. Lineage: Eukaryota; Viridiplantae; Streptophyta; Magnoliopsida; Solanales; Convolvulaceae. The transcript is spliced from 3 exons.